Amborella trichopoda is the source of this 947-nucleotide messenger RNA. RefSeq names its product Pathogenesis-related thaumatin superfamily protein. The record is from RefSeq and is a predicted model, not a curated record. Lineage: Eukaryota; Viridiplantae; Streptophyta; Magnoliopsida; Amborellales; Amborellaceae.
GCCUUCACCUCUCUAUUCCUCUCUCUCACUCACUCUAACCUGCUCGCCAUUCUCGUCCAUCUUGAGUUUCUCUCUCUAGAGAGCAAUGGCUUCUCCAAUGGCGACCGCUUCCUCUCUCCUGGUUCUCUCUCUCCUCCUGUAUACCACCCUCGCCUCCCCUCUCGUCCUGACCCUGGUUAACAACUGCCCCUUCACCAUCUGGCCGGCCAUCCAGCCGAACGCCGGUCACUACGUCCCGGAGAAGGGCGGCUUCGCCCUCGAGACCCUCCAGCACAAAUCCUUCGCCGCACCUCAUACCCACUGGUCCGGCCGCAUCUGGGCUCGCACUGGCUGCACCUACUCUACUGGCCGCUUCCAUUGUGAGACAGGCGAUUGUGGCCGCCUCGAGUGCAACGGCGCGGGCGGCAGAGCCCCUGCGACUCUCGCGCAAUUCUCCCUCCACCACGGCCACAACGAUCAGUCAUCCUACUCUGUUUCCCUGGUCGAUGGAUUCAAUGUUCCCAUGACUGUGACUCCCCAUGAGGGGAAGGGCUUGUGUCCUGUGGUGGGGUGCAGGGAGGAUUUACUGGCGACGUGCCCCACGCAGCUGAGGCUGUGUGCGGCCAACGGGAAGGUGGUGGGGUGCAAGAGCGGGUGCGAGGCUUUCGGAACGGAUGAGCUGUGCUGCCGGAACCAGUAUAACAGCCCCCACACAUGCCAUGGGUCUACCUACUCUGAGUUCUUUAAGCACAAGUGCCCCGCCACCUUCACCUACGCACAUGACAGUCCUUCUCUCACGCAUAACUGCGUCGAGCCCAGGGAGCUUAAGGUCAUAUUCUGUCACUGAAAGCGGUUUCCAUGGGAAUAUCCAGUCUUGUUUCUCUCUACCUCACCUCUCUGCCAUAGUUUGCAUUUCCCUCAACUACAUGUUCUCUCUCUUUUGAAAAAUGUGACUUAUUGUAUUUUUA